Messenger RNA from Cyphomyrmex costatus, 627 nucleotides. RefSeq lists its product as uncharacterized. Lineage: Eukaryota; Metazoa; Arthropoda; Insecta; Hymenoptera; Formicidae. Bases 1 to 627 code for a protein of 208 amino acids. Gene Ontology annotation, biological process: DNA integration. The record is from RefSeq and is a predicted model, not a curated record. Gene Ontology annotation, molecular function: nucleic acid binding. The transcript has a single exon.
AUGGGAAACUUGCCACCUGCUCGCGUAAAUGCGGCAAUUCCGUUCACUCACACUGGCAUCGAUUUUUGCGGACCAUUCUUCAUCAAGGAAAAGAAACAUCGCAAUCGCAAUCGAGUGAAGGUGUAUAUUUGCGUUUUCGUAUGCCUGUCUGUUAAGGCCGUACAUCUCGAGGUCGUAAGCGAUUUAUCGUCUGAUGGAUUUCUUGCGGCACUGCGACGACUUGUGGCCAGGCGAGGAAUACCAGCUCAUAUUUAUUCCGACAACGGAACCAAUUUCGUGGGUGCGAAUUCUCAAUUAAAGGAAGUUUACGCAUUAUUGAAUUCCGAGAAUCACAGGCGCCUUACAGAUAAGUUUGCGAGCGAUCAUAGAAUUACGUGGCAUUUCAUCCCACCAGGAGCUCCGCAUUUCGGUGGAAUGUGGGAGUCGAUGGUCAAGCUCUUCAAACACCAUCUAAAACGAGUCGUUGGCGACACUUUGUUCACAUUCGAGGAGUUUAACACCUUCGCGAUCGAAGUCGAAGGCAUCCUCAACUCGAGACCAAUUACUUCAUUGUCCUCAGAUCCAAACGAUACGAUUGCUUUAACCCCUGCUCAUUUUUUAAUUGAUAAACCAUUAACAAUCCUUUAA